UUGACGGUGAGAGCAGGAGCGUGUGGUCCAGCAACGUGUGGUGUAAUAGAGCAUAAGUGGCGCAGCGGUGCGCAUUGGCAAGCUGCCCGUGAAAGUGCCAGUCCCCGGAGCACCGGCCAGACCGACGCCUGCGCCGUGAAAUCUUAAUCCUUCGUGCCUGACCCUUACCGCAAUAUAAUACAAAAACCGGAAUAUAUUAUCCAACGUGUUAUAUAAAACUCUCACCAAAACUGUUAAUCAGGAUCAUUUGUCAUGAAAGCAUAUAUUAUCCAAGCAACUCAUUAGAGUUAGUCCAUGCAGAUUUAGGUCGCCCGGUUUGAUUCUGGCAGUGGGAUAUUUUUAUUGUGCGGUGCAGACGACAGAGUGCCACGACCACGUUGCUAGUUAAUGUAAUUGCCUAUCUAUUAACCAUAAAAUUCAUUCCAAAUAGAUUAUUGAAGUAAGUUCAAACUUCUAACACAACUCCGGGGAUAUGCAUAAAGGGAGGUAUGCAUUGAAGUGAAAUGAUUCAGUCAGUGGCAUUUAUGUGAAAUUGUUGACAUUUGUAUAGUGCAUUUGAAAGAGUGAUUGAAGUGUGCAGCAAAAAUGCAUCAUUUAUAUCCGAUGGCGAAGGGUGACCCGAUGUGCCCUUUGGGUUUUCACCCGCAAGUGCGAUGGCCAACUCGCUGCAAGCGUUGUUUCAGAGAUUAUAAGGAACACGGCGGACGAAAAAGGGACGAUGAUUUCACUGCAUCCACACCAAGUCUCUCUACCUGGAACUCGCCAUCAUCACGAAGUCGUGAUGAAGAGAAUGGCGCAGACGGUGAGAGGACAAGCCGCGGCUGGUCUUCAAGCGUUAACCUCAGCUACAACGAACCUGCAAAAAAAGACACUUCAUCAGGGUCCAAUAAAUCCACGGCGUGGACGUCGACGCCUGACUUGGCAAACGAACCAGAGACCGCGACUGCGGUCACCGUUAACCUUAAGUUACCGAAGAGGCGGUCUACCGGUCCACUGCCUUCACUGGACACCGGUCAAAGCAACAAUGCUACACAAAUAUAUGAAUCCGUAACAGUUCGUCGACCAUCAGCGUCGCCGCCACCGGCCACCGCUGCACAGAUCACCAUCAAUAAGAAUGACUCACUUGCAGAACGUGUCAGAAAGAUGCAGUUAAUGAAGGCCCAAAGCAGUUUUGAAAAAGAAUCAAGUCUAGAAAAGGAACGUGAAAGGAGAAGUUUAUCACGAAGUAAAGAAGAAGAAAAACCUAAACCCAAAGAAGAAAAGUCAUCUGUUAAAGAUGAUGUUAAUUUUAUGAUACAGGUCAAAAGCAGCCGUAGUCCGGCACGAUCGAAACCACCGAUACGUGGUGGGCCGACCCGCGAGAAAGAAGAAACGUCAGAUGACGAACACAGUCUCGCGGGCACCACCACCACGGACACAGACACUACGCUUAUUGAUGGAAAUGCCAAAGAGAUGCAGGAACAAAUAGAGAGUUUAAAACAAGAAGUUGAUUUUCUAAAAAAACGCUGUGAACGAGUGGAAAAGGAGAAAAGCGAUAUCCUACUUAGGAGAUUAGCAAACAUUGACACCGUUAACAAAUACUCAAUAGGUCGAUCUUCCGAAGUGCUUAAACUACAACAAAAAGUCAAUGAUCUUACUACACAGAAUGAAGAUUUAAAGGACGAAAAGAAACAUCUGUCACUCCGGAUUAAAGAAGUUGAGGCUGAACUCGAGUCUCGGCCAUCUGUUGAAGCUCAAACACGCCAGAUCGAACAGUUAAGAGCGAAAUUGCUUGCUGCAGAAACAUUAUGUGAAGAACUGAUGGAUGAAAAUGAGGACAUGAAGAAAGAACUCCGGGAUCUUGAGGAAGAAAUAGAAGAAAUGCAGGAUAAUUUCAGAGAGGAUCAAGCGGACGAAUAUUCAUCUCUCAGACGGGAAUUAGAACAAACAAUUAAGAAUUGCCGAGUGUUGUCGUUCAAGCUAAAGAAAACUGAGAGAAGAAAUGAACAGUUGGAGCAUGAAAAGGCGGACCAAGAAAAGAAACUUUUAGAAAUAGUUGGCGGGAAGGAAGGUAUGCAACGCGAGAACCGAAUAAAGGAGCUAGAACAAGAAGUGGCUCGCUCUAAUGAAGUGGCGCUUCGUCUUCAGCGCGAGCUCGCGGAAGCCAACACUAAGCUUUCCACUGCGUCGGGGGCUCCACCAGUCAACCUCAAGAAACAACCACCUACAGAGGGCAAAAAAGUAUCUCGCUCAUCACUAACACGUGGAGGUAGUCAAGAGGAUCCCGCGCAAUUGUUACGCGAUCUGCAAGAUUCGCUGGAAAGGGAAGCUGAUUUACGCGAACAGUUACGCAAUGCGGAAGAAGAGGCAAAUAACUUGCGUAAAACAGCAUCAAGAGUUGAGGACGACAAUGAGUCCUUGCUACUACAGCUGAAGAAAAUGGCUACCAAAGCCAGAAGUCGUAAACUAUCGCCAACUGCUCCAAAUAACAGGCUUUCCAUUGAAGCACCAAAUGAAAAAGACGAAGGUAUAUCUGAUGAAGAAGAUCCCGCUGAAUUACGCCUCCUACUUGAAUUGAACGAACAGGAAGCUGCAGUGUUACGCAAGAAGGUAGAGGACUUAGAGCAAGAUAGGGAGUCCUUAAAAAAACAAGUUAAAGACCUCACAGAAAAGGUUUCAAAUGCAGCUACUAAACCUAACGCAAACACAGCUUUGCGUCGAAUCACUAAUAAAGGCAGUAAUUUAGCAGAAGAAAAAGUGAAGGUCCUUGAAGAUGAAAUAGCGGAACUUAGAAAGAAACUAAUAGAGAAAGAAAGAGAUUGUGAAAGAUUACACGCAGAAUUGAGUCUAGCCCAAAAAAAACCUAAAGCAUCAUUGAUCAAGAGCAAGUCGUUAGAUGGGGAUCAACAGAACGUUGACUUAAAACGGCAAUUACAAGUUAUAGAACAGGAAGCUAGUGUUUUGAGAACUAAAACACAAAGUCUUGAAGCAGAUAAUGAAAAAUUACAGGCUGAAAAUAAAAGAUUACAGUUACUUAAAGGUGCUAAGACAUUAAAGACCGAUAAAUCAUUAGAAUCAUCAACUCUUAAAGUAAGUCAACUAGAAAAAGAUCUUCAAGAAGCUUUAAAUAAAAUAAAAGAAUUAGAAACGAAUAAAGACGAAAAGGGAGAGAAGAAAGUAAGGUUUAGUAGUGAAAUAUCCAAAAAAGAAGCAGAUAGCCUUAAAUUGAAACAAGAAGAAUUAGAUAAAUUAAAAUUAAAUUAUACCAAACUCGAGAAAGAGAAAACCAAACUUCAGACAUCAUUAAAAGAACUAAAGGACGAUGCUAUGAAAUCAUUCAAGAGCAGAACGCCGAAGAAAAUCACAGACUUGACAACUAAAUUACAAAUGAAAAGGAUGGUCGAAGAUUUGGAAAAUGAAAUAGGUGAAUUAUAUGUUAUAAUGAAAAAUGCUGGUCUUUCAUCUACGGAUGUUAACAUGAAAGCACAAAUGACAAAAGAUAUUGAAGAAAUUAAGACAAAGUUAUCAAAGAAGGAAUCAGAAUUUACAAACGAAAAGAAUCGUUUGCAAACCGAAAUUGGAAAAUUGAAAGACUUAAAUGCUAAUAUUGAAACUGACAAUAAAUCACUAAAAGAAAGAGCUAAAACUCUUGAAAGUGAAAACAAUAAUACUCUCAUAGAAAAUAAAAAAUUAAAAGAUGAAAUCAGAAAAUUAGAAUCUCAAAUCAACAACUUAAACACCAAUUUGAACAAAAAUGAUACACAAAUCGCUACUCUAGCAGAGUGUAAAAAGAAAAUCGAAGAACUUAAAAAGGAGUUAGAGAACAAGGAUAAAGAAGUAGAGAAGUUAAAAAAACAAACUGAAGUCCUUUCUAAGUUAGAGCAAGACAAAAAUAAGCUCCUCAAAGAGGUUGGGGACAAAACAAAAAAGAUAGGUGAGUUGGAAAAAAAAUUAAAGGACACCGAAGAUAAAUGUAAACGAACAGAGAAACUAUUAACAUCGCGAAAAGAUCGAUUAUCCAAGUUAGAGAAAGAGCUCUCUGAAGAAAAAGACAACGUUGAAGCAUUAAGUGAUGCUAAGCGACGAAUGUCUUUUGAAUUAUCAAGCGAAAAAGAAGAAAUUCAAACAAAAUUACUUAAGUCUGAAAGCAAGUUUAAAAUCAUGGAAACAGAUAUGAAGAAACUAAAGGCUGAUUACGAGAAUAAAAUAACUAAUUUAGAAUCAACAAUAGCUGCCAAAGACAUUCAUAUAAAGCAACUGGAAGAUGCUUUACGGGAUACAUCUAACCAAAAAUACGAUGAAGCGAUAUCAUCUGUAGAAUUGGCCCAGAUUCAAGAGAAAUAUGACAGCACUCUUAAACAAUUACAAGAAAAAGAAGAAGAAUUAGCUGCAACUAAGCAGGACCACAGCAAAAUAGAAAAAGAGUUAUCAGCUUCGAAAAAUGAAUUGUCACAACUCAAUUCUACUAUAAGCAAAGCAGAAAAUGCAAAAAAAGAACUCGAAGAAAAAUUCAAAGCAGAACAAAAGGAAUCUAAAUAUUGGGAAAGCAAAACAUCCGAAAUUGAAACGGAUUUACAGGCGGAAAGAAAGAAAGUAGAACGUAUGCGUACAUCUCAUGAUAAGGAUAUUAAAAACAAAGAAGCAGAAUUGGCAACUCUAAAAGGCAAAUUAAAAAUACUUGAGCAAACAUCAGGCGCUGGUGCUAAGAGGAUUGCAGAACUAAAGCAAGAAUAUGAAGAUACAAUCAAAAAGUUGGAACACAAAAUAGCUGCUGAAAAAGCUGAGUACGAAGAAUUAACCGGCAAAUAUGAACUAUUAGAGGAAGAACAUGUGGUUACAAAGGCCAGACUUACUGUUGAGAAGGAACAGGCCCAAGGGGACUUGAUACAUAUCCAAAAAGAAUUGAAUACCACACUUAUGGAGCUGAAAACACUUCAAGAAACUUAUGAUGCCCAAUCUUCUACUUGGCUGAGUGAAAAAGAAAACUUACAGAAAGAAAUAUCAUCGUUACAAGAUCGUCUAUGUGGAGGCGGUUGGGAAGUUGAGAAGUCGCGUUUAAACACAAAAUUAGAACAACGUGAGAAGGAAUUACGAGAUGCACUAGAAAAGCAUGAAGUUUUGUCGCAUCAUCACGAUCUCGCUAAAAAAGAGUUGGAUGAAGCUAAAAGAAAACUAGAAGACUAUGAAAAAGUAAGCAAAGUUCAAAGGACUCUUACUGCGGAUAAUGCAGAACUUGAACGGGAACUGAAUACUUUAAAUACUCGGUUAGAACAAAUGGAAAAGGCUAGAAAGAACGAAAUUUCAGAAACCAAGAUGAGAUAUGAAGGGCAAAUGAACUCAAUGCGGGAUGAGUUGAAAUCCUUGCAUAAUCAAGUGUCUAGAUUUAAACGAGAACGUGACAAUUACAAACAAAUGCUCGAAUCAGCUCAGCAAACCAUGACAGAUAUGAAAAAUGGCAAUAAAACAAGAGCUCCAAGGGCCUCUAUAUCGAGUACAGAUGAUGAGGAAUACCGUAACAAGGUAGCGACAUUGGAACAGCAAGUGGCAUGUUUAGAAGAUGAACUAUGUGAAGCAAGACUACUUUCUUCAAAACUUAACUCUGAACUUAUCAGUGAACGCUCAUCGGCUGAAGUACGCCUAGCAGAAAUGCAGUCACGCAUUAAUGAGUACGAGGAAGAUCGUCUUUUAUCAUCAGGGAGAGCUCGUGUCUCUGGCCUCGCUACACGCAUGGAACUCGCCUGGCACAAAGAGAGAGAUGAACAGCAACGACUGCUGCAGGAAACGUCCACGCUCGCCAGGGAUUUGAGACAGACUUUGUUUGAGUUGGAGCGAGAGAGAGAAAAAGAGAGACUUGACAUGAAGAGACGCAUCGAUCAAAUAAAGCGAACUACGGAAGAAGAAACGGAAGAAGCUAAGAAAAAGGUGUCAGAAUUACAAUGCGAUCUAUUAGAAUUACGUGACGCCCACGCGAAGCUUCGCACAGCAAAUGAAAAACUGAGGAGAGAUAAGGAGCGACACGAUCGUGACCGUGAUCAAAAUAAAUUGCUCGUCGGGUCGCUCAAACGGGCUCAACAGGAGGAUGAUCGCGUUAUAACUCAACUCUUAGAAACUAUUGAUGAUCUUAUAAAGCAGAGUCCGGAAUUGUUCCGUUCUGAAACGCCUAUGAAACCAGGCAAGAGUCUCGCGACACCAACUCCACCAAGAAGAAAUAGAUCAUCAAAGUCCCGGUCCCGAUCCGCGACGCCCGAGCAGUCGACGGCCGAGUCGGUCUCAACCGGCGCGCGCUUGCUGAGGCUGGCGGACGAGCUGCGCGCCUCACGCAUCGCGGAGCGCCAGAGGCGACAGCUCACUAAUGCGAGACGUGCAAUGUCUACGGAACCUCGUGAUACCAUGACAGUGUCGUCGACUUCGAGGGUGCCAUCGCGAGUACCUUCCCUCAAGAAGCGAUCAAUCUCACUUGAGCAAACCACUAAGGAUCAGACAUCAAUAUGGAAAUCGGUUGACGACAGCAGUGUGUCUUCAAUGCAGUCCCUGGACGGUGAUGACAGAUUAUUCACAAUGCAACGGGAUACCAGUCUAGACAGUCGUCUCUCUGGAGGUUCGGCCCAGAGCGAAGUAUUGCCGUCUGAGAAGAAAAAGAAAAAGAGUAUAUUUGGCAAACUAAAGAAGCUGACCAAAUCACGAUCCAUCGACGACCACGUCGACGCCGAAGUAGUUGACUUUAGACCCAUCGGGAAUGUAUCGCAGCAAGGUUCAGAUUCAGAUAUGAGUGCGACGGGAAGCAAGCAAAAUUUACGUGGCAGAUUGUCCGACAUGUUUAGUAGGAAAGGGCAGUUAUCGCGCGGCAAUAGCAAAGAGCAAAGCCCUGACACUGGCUCUACAAGCGGUUCCCGGUCCAUACUACGGAACGCAAGCUCGUCUACCCUGCCACGCACUGCUACACUAAAUACGACUGAAAGUCAAAGUACGAGAGCUGCCAGCACCACGCCCGGAACGAAGAGGAAAGGGAAAUAAGCAGACAAUUUUGUUUAUCUUCAUUAUAUUAUAUCCACCCUCCUUUAAUUAUUCCAAAUAGCUUGUAAUAUCACAAUACAUAUCAACGAUAGAACUACCGACGAAAUAUCGAUCUAUUUUACAAUGUAUCUUAAACGCCAAACGAUCUACUGAAUCUAUCAAUUUUAAUGAAUCCAAUUAUGCUACAAACGUUUGCAACCCCUAGUUUUUGUGUAUUUACCUUUUUAUAAAAUAAACGUUGAUUAACAUAAAAA
Molecule: messenger RNA, 7247 nt
Organism: Zerene cesonia (dogface butterfly)
Lineage: Eukaryota; Metazoa; Arthropoda; Insecta; Lepidoptera; Pieridae
Product: myosin-9
Exons: 42
Coding region: 586-6993 (2135 amino acids)
Source: RefSeq, a predicted model, not a curated record